AUGCCUCUUAAUGAUAUCAUUGAAUGUACAAUAUCGUUUAUAGUGGUAUCUCUCUUUUGGGGUUGCACUAAUCCUCUUAUUAAAAAGGCUAAUGAUAAUCCUCACCAAGCCAAGUUGGAUAAAGGAUCCAAUCGACUGUUCAAUUUCUAUCUCGAUUUCAAGAACCUAGUGACAAACUGGAAAAGAUUUUACCCUAUUCUCAUCAAUCAGAUCGGAUCCUUAAUAUAUUAUGUUACCCUGUCAAAAGCUGAUUUAUCUCUUGCAAUUCCUGUCGCUAACUCCUUAACGUUUGUAUUUACUGCCUUAACCGGGUACUAUUUAGGAGAGAAAUUAAAUGGUGGCAUUAGAUUAUGGUUAGGUACAUCGCUGAUAUUGUGUGGGGUUACUUUGUGUGUCAUAAGUAAGACAUAA
Trichoplax adhaerens is the source of this 411-nucleotide messenger RNA. RefSeq lists its product as uncharacterized. Bases 1 to 411 code for a protein of 136 amino acids. The record is from RefSeq and is a predicted model, not a curated record. The transcript has a single exon. NCBI's taxonomy places the organism in Eukaryota, Metazoa, Placozoa, Uniplacotomia, Trichoplacea, Trichoplacidae.